Messenger RNA from Scomber scombrus (Atlantic mackerel), 2878 nucleotides. It is a transcript of the gene ubtfl, whose product is annotated as upstream binding transcription factor, like. The record is from RefSeq and is a predicted model, not a curated record. The transcript is spliced from 20 exons. NCBI's taxonomy places the organism in Eukaryota, Metazoa, Chordata, Actinopteri, Scombriformes, Scombridae. Bases 445 to 2553 code for a protein of 702 amino acids.
GAGCUGCCUCCCCGGCGGUGCAGCAUCUGGACCCGGACCAGGUGGAAGUCAUGAAGGGAGAUUUACAGCAAAGGACGCUGCUGCAGUUUAUUAUAUCCACAUACUGACUGUACUGUUGUGUAAGAUACAAACAAUAAAAUAUUACUUCUACGUGUUAACUCAUUUUUCAGCGGGUUUGGCUCGUGUUUUAGCCGCUGUCUCUGGUUUCAUCCUGUUUUCCCCCGGAGUUCCUCCCCCUGCGGCGCUGGGCGGAGUUUCAUACCGGACUAGACGCUCCUUUUGUCGGAUCCAUUUCGACCUGACUCCCCGGGGUUCACGGCCGAAAAAAACACACUUUGAAAGUCCCGAAAUAAUCCAAACGAGCACGGUGGUGUGCAGUAAUAAGCCGGGGUUCUGCCUGAAUUAAAAGGAGGAGUGGGCGGAGUCAGCUACGUCAGUUGCUGCAUGAUGAACGGCAGCAGCAGCGUCUCUGCGGCUCAGAGUGCCAGAAUCAAACGAGAGCCAGAUGAUUGGAGUAAGGAGGACUGUCUGACUCUGCUGGAGAGGAUUCGGGGGAUCCUGCCCGAUACAGACGGGAUGAAGUAUAAAACCACAGAGUCUCAUUUCGACUGGGAGAAGGUUUGCUUCGGCAGCUUCAGCGGAGAAAUGUGUCGGCUGAAGUGGCAGAAAGUUUCCACAGAGGUUCGUAAAUACAGAACGAUGACAGAGCUCAUCGUGGACGCCAUCGAGUUUGUGAAGAACCCGUAUAAAGGCAAGAAGCUGAAGACUCAUCCAGACUUCCCUAAGAAGCCUCUGACUCCGUACUUCCGUUUCUUCAUGGAGAAACGAGCCAAAUACGCCAAAAUCCACCCGGAGAUGAGCAACCUGGACCUCACCAAGAUCCUGUCCAAGAAGUACAAAGAGCUGCCCGAAAAGAAGAAGCAAAAAUACAUCACAGAGUUCCAGAGAGAGAAAGAGGAGUUCGAGAAGAACAUGGCUCGCUUCAAGCAUGAUCAUCCAGAGCUCAUCGAGGAGAGAAAGAAGUCUGACCUGCCGGAGAAACCAAAAACUCCCCAACAGCUGUGGUACAACCACGAGAAGAAGACUUACAUGAAGCUGCACCCAGAUGUGAGUCAGAAGGAGCUGAAGGAGGCUCUGAGGAGACAGUGGUCCCAACUGUCCGACAAGAGGAGACUCAAGUGGAUCAGUAAAGCUCUGGAGCUGCAGAAGGAGUACGAGGACAGCAUGAGAGUGUAUCAUGAAGCUCAUCCAGAUGCGAAUACAGACGAACACGUCCGCUCCGUCCUCACGAAGGCAGAAAGACAGCUGAAAGACAAGUUUGAUGGACGGCCGACAAAACCGCCACCUAAUGGCUACUCUCUGUACUGCGCGGAGCUGAUGGUGAACAUGAAGGAUGUCCCUAGCACCGAGAGGAUGGUGCUCUGCAGCAAACAAUGGAAAAUGAUGACUCAGAAAGAGAAGGACAUGUUUCAGAAACGCUGUGAGCAGAAAAAGAAGCAGUAUGACAUCGACCUGCAGAGGUUUCUGGAGAGUCUGCCGGACGAGGAAAGAGACCGCGUCAUGACGGAGGAGAAACUGGGCGGGUCCAAAUCGGCUGCCAGUCCACACAGAGCCAAGUCUCCUUCUGUGAAGGAUCGCGGUCGGGAGGCGGAGCCGGAGACGUGGGUUUCUGCCGGAGCGCCAAAAGAGAGACAAGGCGGGAAGAAGACAGUGAAACUUCCAGAAACGCCAAAAACAGCAGAAGAGAUGUGGCAGCACAGUGUGAUCGGAGACUAUCUGGCUAAAUACAGAAGCGACCGCAGGAAGGCUCAGCAGGCGAUGGAAGCAGCCUGGAAGUCGAUGGAGAAGAAAGAGAAAAUUCCCUGGAUCAAGAAAGCAGCCGAGGACCAGAAACGCUACGAGAGGGAGCUGGUGGAGAUGAGAGCACCUUCUGCAACUCAGGGUCAGAGGAAGCCGAAGUUUGACGGAGAACCAAAGAAGCCUCCCGUGAGCGGGUAUCAGAUGUUCUCCCAGGAGCUGCUGACCAAUGGGGAGCUGAACCACUUCAGCCUGAAGGAGCGCAUGGUGGAGAUUGGGAAGCGCUGGCACAAACUGACCCAGAACCAGAAGGACAAGUACAAGAAGCUGGUGGAGGAGCAGCAGACGGAGUACAAGGCCGAGCUGGAGGCCUGGAUCAAGUCUCUCUCUCCUCAGGAACGAGCCGUCUAUAAGGAGUUUUCCACCACGAAGCGGCGCAGUACUGCGAAAGCUCGCAGCAGUCCAGGAGCAAAAGUCCGAGUGACGGCGAAGACCAAGGCAGGAAGCUCAAGAGCCGUGACGCCUGGAGUCACCGUUAGCAAGAGGGCGAUGGCGUACAGAGCCAAGCAGGACAUGUCCGACUCCGAUGAAGAAGAGAAGAGCGAGUCGUCUGACUCUGAUGAAGAUGACGAGACGUCAGGAAGCAGUGACAGUGAUGACGAAGACGAAGACGAGAAUGAUGAAGAGGACGAUGAAGACGAAGACGAUGAAGAUCAGUCGUCCUCAGAGGAAUCCAGUGACUCUGACUCGGACUAGCUCCGCCCCCUCCCCCUCAUUGGAGAGGACCGGCUGUGCAGGCCACGCCUCCUCACAUGCCAAUCAUCCCAGCAGACCAAUGAGAGGCGGCGACGUCACCCCGCUGGGCCGCUGACUCCGCCCCCUCCCCUCUGAAGGGGCGGGGCCUGACGGAGCGUUUUGUUACGUGUUUGUUUUUUAAUCGAGUGUUUGUUGGUUUUUAUCAGACGGACGUUUAAGACGGGUGGAGACGGAAGUGUUUUGUUUUUUCAGAGUGGGGGGGCGGGGUUUGUACAGUCUGAUGGGGGUGGGGGGGUUGUUGUUAGUUACAGCUGAGGGCGGAGUC